Messenger RNA from Chrysemys picta bellii (western painted turtle), 4559 nucleotides. Its product is annotated as zinc finger protein 777-like. Lineage: Eukaryota; Metazoa; Chordata; Testudines; Emydidae. Gene Ontology annotation, biological process: regulation of DNA-templated transcription. The record is from RefSeq and is a predicted model, not a curated record.
GGGGCCGAAACCCCCACGCCCGGCGGCCGCCUCCGCGCCGCGCUCCCCACGGGCAGGGGUCCCCCAGCGCUCGGGGUCUCCGGCUUCCCCUCGCUCUCAGCCCUGCUGUCCCCUAAUGCUCGGGAAAGUCUCCUGCUCCGGCUGGUGCGCGGACCUGCAGCCAGCUCUGGGGAGGGGAACGGCUUUUCAGGGCACAGCUAGGCAUGAAAGGCCCCGGGGUCUUGGCCCACGUGGGGGGGGGGAGGUGCUAUUGAACGGUCAGGGGUUGCCCAGCUUUAAAAUAACAUUACACUAAAACUCGUCUGUAUUGUGAUGCUACUGAGCCAGGCUUUCUAACACAACGGGGGAGGGAUAGCUCAGUGCUUUGUGCAUUGGUCUGCUAAACCCAGGGUUUAAUCCUUGAGGGGGCCAUGUAGGGAUCUGGGGCAAAAUCAGUACUUGGUCCUGCUAGUGAAGGCAGGGGGCUGGACUCGAUGACCUUUCAAGUUCCCUUCCAGUUCUAGGAGAUAGGAUAUCUCCAUAAAUUAUUAAAAACAAGAGGUCAAAAGGCCUCACAACUGCGCAUAAUAGUGAUAUUAGUCUAUGUAAAUUAAGAACUGAAACCCUUUACUAGACGUGGAGAGACAAGUGACCGAGGAGACAACUACGCCCAUAAAACCUGAUGGGUUCAGAAUGGGAUGCAGAUUCAUGGCAUUUGCUGCCUCUAAACCCCUCUGUUGUCCUCAAACAAAGGUCAGUGAGAGAAGCUCAUGAUCAGACUACAGAGUGUUCCCUGGGGACUGUGAUGGCAGCAGUUCAAGCAGUGGAGAGGAAAGUUAAGUCCUACACCCUGCGAUUGCUGAAUCUGGAGAGGAGACUGGGGAGUGCUGAGAAGAAACUAAUAGGCUGCGAGAAAACAGCAUGGGAGUUUGAUACCAAGCUGGAGAGUAAGUGGGCCAUGUUGGGAACGGUGAUCCAGGAGAAUAAUCUGCUGCAGAGGAGGCUGGAGAACUUGGAGAACCUGCUGAAGAACAGGAACUUCUGGAUCAUGCGACUCCCCCCAGGCGCUAAGGGGGAGGUGCCCCAGGUGCCGGUGACGUUCGAUGACGUCUCCGUCUAUUUCAACGAGCAGGAGUGGGCGAACUUAGACGAAUGGCAGAAAGAGCUUUACAAGAACGUGAUGAAAGAGAAUUAUGAGACCCUGAUCUCCCUGGAUUCUGCUGUUUCCAAACCUGACAUCCUGUCUCAGAUUGAGCGAGGGGAAGAGCCCUACCUAAGGGAUCAGCCAGGAUCCCAGGAUAGAUCAGGAGAAAAAGAUCAGAGUGAAGAGGGAUCAGAGGAAAAUGAAGUCCCUAUAGACGCCUACCCAGAAUCUCCGGUUUCUACCAUGGAUAUUUUAUCGUGGGUUAUACAAGAGGAGGAGCCCUGUGAGAACAAUCAGCCAGGUCUGGAGGGGAGACCGAGCCCUACAGAUUGCAGCACUGGAGAUGGCCAGUUAAUGACAAAAGAAACCAGGUUUGAUGGGGAUUGUGAACCUGAAAAUCUGGAGGCAGAGGGGGAAUUACCAGGAAGACCCAGAGAGAAGGUCCUCCAGACCUUGGCUGAGGCUGAGAGCCAGCUGUGCUCUAAGCAGCCAGACCCUGAGAAGAAAAGGUGGUGCGACUCCACUGAAGGGGAGAGUGGCUUAAAGACGCUGAGUGUCUGCCCGCGGAACCGCCCGAGGGACAGACUAUACCCUUGUACAGAGUGCGGGAAGAGCUUUCGGCUGAAGAUCAACCUUAUCAUUCACCAGAGGAGCCAUGCAAACGAGGGGCCGUACGAGUGUCCUGAGUGUGAGAUCCGCUUUGCUUCCAAGCAGCAUCUUGCUCUGCAUCAGAGGAUUCACACAGGAGAGGGAGCUCCGGCACCUGGACUUGGGGAAAGCAGCGAUCUGAAGCUGAGACUCUGCCCAGGAAUGGAGGCCAAGGGAACCGCCCGCAGAAGCACGAGAAGCAAAUCCGGCAUCGGGGAGCACCGGCCGAGCCACACUGAUGAGAGGCUGUACAUGUGCCGCCCGUGUAAGAAACACUUCUCCCAGGAGAUAGAUCUAACGAGGCACCAGAGGACUCACAGCAAGAUCUUCCCAACGUGCACCGUGUGCUGGAAGACGUUCACCUGCUCCUACAGCCUCCGCAGGCACCAGAUGGUCCAUUCUGGAGAGAGGCCGUAUCACUGCCCCGACUGCGAGAGACGCUUCGCCCGCAAGCUGAACCUCUUGCGGCACCAGAGGGUCCAUGCCAGGGAGAAGAUCCUGAGGAUGCGGCGAAUGCACCGACAGAUCGCCCGGCAUUCACCGCCCUCUGAAGCACCGGGGCAGCCACUGCAGGGAGAAGCUACCAGCUCCCAGUCCACAGAAACCUUCACUGCUCACCAGACAACGCACCCGGGAGAGACGUGAUCGCUGCACCCACUGCAACAAAAGCUUCUACCGUGACCAGUCUCAAUUACCAGUACAGAUCUCACACUGGGCGAAGGGAGGGGCUUCCCAGCUCCCAGCACACGGGGACAGCCCAGCCCCACUGGCUGUAAGAACAGGAAAUAAGGCAGUCGCCGGCGAGGACUGAUAAAUUAUCACCUGGGAAAGGAUGCAGCAAGCACUGGGUGAUGUUCUUUGGCCUGGGUUGUGCAGGAGUUCAAAGUAGAUGAUCAUAAUGGUCCCUUCUGGCCUUAUCUAGGGAGUGACGCCCAGGUGAGCAUUGUCCAGCUGCCUCUGAAAUGUCAGGGUGGCUGGAAUCUCAGGGAAACCGUGUCAGUGUCUAGGUGCAUCUUGGAGCUGAGGGGCCCCGUCUGAACUGUAGAGAAUCCACAAGUCCGAUAACUGGGGCUUUCCCCUGCAGGGGAACGGAGCAGGAGGGAGUGCUUGGAUGCCAUGGUGGGGAUGGUCCUGUGGAGGCCCACACAGAUCAAUAUGCUUUGCAGUUCCUUAUGUUCUCAGCAGGGCUUUCUAGUUCUCUGCCUCUGCCCUAUUCGCUAAUGCAUUACCUGAUUCCCACGUCGCUUUCCCGGGUAUUGGAGACUCUGCUUGUCAGUUAGACUUUGGUUUCAUUCAGCACCGAUCCCGUUAAGGUUUUACGAGGCCGAGAGGUUGUGAGCCCCAAGCACACGCUGCGGGGGGAAGGGUAGGAGUGGGGAGUAACUUGAUGGGGGUUUGGAUCCCUCCCAGCUCCACCGUCAUCGCAUUAUGCAAACUGAUGUGGAGACAGGCAGUAUCCCCCAUGCGUGCCCUUUUGUGACUGAGGGACAGAGCCCCCCAGCAGCACAGAGUGGGGGCAUUCAGGUCUUAGAAGCUACUGGGGGGGAGUGGGUGUAGGAUAAAUAUGAAACUAAAGAAUUAGGGUUAGUAAAUUGCUCAUUACUUAGGCUUUUUAGGCACGUUUAGAGCAAUUGCAUAAAUACCAUUUGGCCUUUGGAUUUGACAGUUUGAGUGGCAUGGUAAUAGCCUGCCUCAGUAAUAAUUCCAGCAGAGGGGUUGAGUCUCCAGCAGUCCACGGGUGGAAAUCAUGACUGCUCUGACCCAUCAUGUGACGCUGGAGCCCAUCACUGGCUUUGGGAAAUACUAACAAAUGAUGGGAAACACACGGGGCUGGCCAGAUGAAAAGCCAAUCAGGCCUAGCUCCCUUUUCACUGCCCCAGACCGUCUCGGAGUUGUAGCGAGGAGAGCUGGGCAAGGAACGGUUUUCCCAGCCGCAGAAACUGCCGGGACUGCAAAGAUUUUGUCCUGUUCUGCAUCGGGCCAAAACUCAGACCUUUCAAAAAUUUCCCGAGACAUCUGCCCCGCCAGCAGAAUAGCCAGUAGCCCAGAGGUUGGGGCACUCUGCAGAGAUGUGGGAGAACCAGGUUCGAAGCUUGACUCUGCCUGAUUCAAUCUCAGGACCUUGUAGCUGAAUUUUUUAAUAUAUAAAUAAUCGUAUAAUUAUGUAAGCUGUGUGUGGGUACUAGAUUAGAGUUGUCCAUGUGGUAGAAUAUGAGUAGGCUCCCAGCACAGGGGCAUGGGACUAAUGAGAGUGGGUCUCUGAUGAGUACGUAAGGCUGUAACGCUAGGCCUACAGGCGUUAGGGCUGUAAGAUGCAUAGCAUGGCCAGAGAGGGUCUCGGAGCUAGAACAGGUGGGCAUGACUAGUUGACUGAAAGAUAACCCUGUUCCAGGAACGUAUGAGAUUACUGUAAAAGGUGUGUUAAGUGCUGAUAUUCAGGAAACUGCAGCUUAGGUUCUAGUCUGUUCCUUGUAUAAUGCACCAGUUAAUACCGCAAGGUGCCCGAGAGUGACAUUUUGGGGGAUUUUGUAAUAACCUCACAUUGCUGAGGUAACUCAUUGACAUGGAUGUUAGUGAGAAUGAGGGGACAGCCAGUGAGGAAUGUGGGGUGUGGAAGCAUGGAUAAAGGGAGAAGGGGUUGCAGCCUGUCCAUGUAUAUAUGAGCCUUAGGGUACGUCUUCACUACCCGCCGGAUCCCUGCCGGAUCGGCGGGUAGUAAUCGAUCUAGCGGGGAUUGAUUUAUCGCGUCUCGUCUAGAUGCAAUAAAUCGAUCCCCGAACGCGCUCCC